Schistosoma haematobium is the source of this 2898-nucleotide messenger RNA. RefSeq names its product RNA pseudouridylate synthase domain-containing protein 1 (gene RPUSD1). The record is from RefSeq and is a predicted model, not a curated record. Bases 426 to 1535 code for a protein of 369 amino acids. The transcript has 6 exons. Gene Ontology annotation, molecular function: pseudouridine synthase activity; RNA binding. Gene Ontology annotation, biological process: pseudouridine synthesis. Lineage: Eukaryota; Metazoa; Platyhelminthes; Trematoda; Strigeidida; Schistosomatidae.
GUGGCUGGCUCGAAGGCGUUUGUUUGAAGGUUAACGCUAACCCGUUGUUAUAUGGUAACUCAUGUCUCCAAUAAUUUGAAGCCGUACAUUGCCAACUGCUAAUUUCAGUUAUAAUAUUGCCUGAAUCUCACUCUUGCGUUAUUUAGAGUUUUCAUCAUUUGUUAUCAUCACUAGAUGUUCACUUAGUAUUUUUACCCUUGUAAGAGGGUACAAAUCCAUGAAGUCACUGACUAGUGGACUGAGCCAUGUUGGUAGGUGUAGACUACCUGGUUGCGAUCCACUAGACAAUAGCAACCGAUGGUUAUAGACCUUGAAUGGCAUGGCUCAAAAUCGUUUGCAAUGGCGCAGAUUCAUCUGUUCUGUAAUUAUGUGGUAUCACGUUUAUAAGCUGCACUAAAUGAAGGGUGUAACUAUUCCAGAUAGAAAUGGCGAUAUCCAAUAUUGUUUCAGAAGUUGGAGUUUUUCUUCUUAGAAUUUAUGUUCUUGUCGUUUGGAAUAUAAUAAUAUUAUAUCAAAUCCUGCGUAGAAAAAGAGACUCUUGGAUUCGCAUAAAUGACCUGCGUGUAGUUCAUGAGAAUCAAGGCUUCUUAGUUAUAAAUAAGCAUCCUGAGUUACUUAUAAACUGCACAACCCCAUGGAUUAACUGUCUAACUCUACAAAUGCAGUUGUUCUACAACCGUCCACACUAUGUUAACUGGAAACUAAAAAAUAUGUUUCAUUUUGUUCAUCGACUCGAUUGUCCAACAAGCGGUUUAAUAUGCAUCGCUUAUGAUACAAAAGUUGCAAGUAUGAUCAGGCGUGCAUUUGAGAAAAGAGAAGUCAAGAAGUAUUAUUUAGCUAUAGUUUGGGGUUAUGUUGGGUCAUUUUGUGACUCAGAUUUAUCAUCAUCAUUCGUCAAACAUGAAUCAAAGCUUGUAUAUCAUAUCCAAAUGCCAAUUGGUUCAUUUCGAUAUAUUUGGCCAAACACUGGACGCAAACAAAAGAUAAUUGUUCCUAUUACACAUCCAGAAUGUCAUAGACCACGUGAAUCUUUAACAACAGUUAUUGUUUUGGACUAUGGCAAAUUAAUGGGUGAACCAGCCACACAUGUACUUCUUAUUCCUAAAACUGGUCGUCGUCAUCAAUUACGUGUACAUUGCGCAGUUGGUCUCGGUCAUCCAAUCGCUGGUGAUAUCACCUACGUUCGUCGUCCAUUCGAUCAUCCUAAUAUCGUUUACCUGAAUGACGUUUAUACAAUGCAUAAUGUUAACUUGGAUUAUAAAUUAAAACAUAUGAUGUUACAUGCAUAUACUAUGAAAAUAAAUUUACAAGUAAACGGUAAAGAGAAGAAUGAUAAUAUAUGUGCUAACAAGCAUUCGUAUCAAUUACCUGAAGAGAAAGAAUAUCAAUUUCAAACAAAUAAUAAUCCAUUUUUCAAUCUAAAUGAUGCUUAUCUAUGGCAGAAAGAUGAAGAAAGUGAAAAGAUGAUGAUGACAACGGGGCAAAGGACGACACUCCAUACAUUGGAAGAAUAUAUACUGAACAAUGCUCAUUAGGAAAUUUAUGGUUCUAAAUGAGUUGUAAUGUAUGUGUAAAUGAACCUGUUCGAGUCUAUUAUUUUGCAUACAAAUGGGAUUUUUUCCGAGAAAACGAUCUUAUUCAUUUCAACAUCCAGGAGGAAUAGUUAUAAAGAAAUCUAUUCAAACAAGGUGUAUAAUCUGUUUCAGGAUACUAUCCUAACGAUCAAGAAGCAAAACAAGACCAGUCUGAAAAAUACGCUUCUUCUAAAAAAAAAAUGAAAUAAUUUUUCAGACCACGAUGUAUCUAAGUCCCAAUAAAUCCGCUACAGAGAAACUUUCGAGCAAAGAUGAAGUCACAAUAUUGUAGUAUGAUCCAAAAAAUAGCGCGGGGAUUAAUCAGGCAGGAAUUUUAAGAAAUAUUCAAGAACUAACGUACAGUUAGAUUUGCCGUCGUCCAUCGAACAUGUUCAGGAACUCAAUCAGAAUUUUACAGACACUAUUAAUUUUAUCGCUUAAUGAGUAUCCAAUACGUGUAUACCCCGAAGCAAAUCGAUCGGUAGGAGAACUCCGAAUCUUUUGGACACGUUUCUAAGACCUUGUGCUUAAAAGCAAGAAAUGUACCAAGCAGUGAUCCCCUGGGAUCUAGUUAACACAUCACACUGAACUCCUAAGGUAUGUAGAAAACAAGCACUAAUCCGAAAUUCUGAGUUCAAAAGCAGACGGUUGCUAAUCUUCCUUUGCUCAGUUGACAAAACCCCUUUUUGAACACAUUGCUGUUCCCUGAAUCUAUGGUUUUUAAACAAGCCGAAAUUAGUUCUAAUUACCACUACCCAGCGUUGACUUCAUCUAAUAACCACUGUAAAUUCAAACCAUAUAGAGCUCUGUUAAUACCUUGUUCUUUUUGUGACAAACGAAGCCUUCUGUUGCAUUUGUUACUUAAGUGUCGCAUUUUAAUAAGAUUUCUUUAAACUUUGUUUUCAGAAUUUUUGUUCGCACAAAAUCCUUGACUACGUUUGAUUCUAUAAGUAUGGUAGACCCCAAUUAUUAUUUCGAUUCUGAAAUAUUGCAGAUUUUAAGCACCUAAUGAUAAUCUAAUUAAAUUGUUCAAAUAUCUUAUCAAGAUAAUAAGACUACCUACAUGAAAUAUAAUCUAGUCUUGGGUAACUGAACACUAACUUUUCAAUCUAUGUUGCAGAGAUAUACAGUGUAGAUUUACUCGCUGUACCUAAAAUACACAAAGCCGUCAUCCUUUGUAGCCAUUAUAAAGGUUGAUCAUACGGUUGUCAGUCAGAGUGUGUGGGUCUAUAGUCUGCACACUUCUUUGAAACCAUCAAACUACAAUUUAAAAGCUUCAUUAAACAAGGUUUCAAGUAGCAAAGUUGCAUACCAGCUAAACGAU